UGGUCGGGCUGCUGUGCGGCGGCGGGGUCUGGGCCUCGCGAGUUAACAAGCAUAAGCCAUGGCUUGAACCCACCUAUCAUGGUAUCAUUACGGAAAAUGAUAAUACAGUGCUCCUUGACCCUCCCCUGAUCGCCAUGGAUAAAGACGCACCUAUGCACUUUGCAGGUGAGAUUUGUGGAUUUAAAAUUCAUGGGCAGAAUGUCCCCUUUGAUGCAGUGGUAGUGGAUAAAACCACCGGUGAGGGACUGAUUCGCUCCAAAGAGAAACUGGACUGUGAGCUGCAGAAAGACUACACGUUCACAAUCCAGGCCUAUGACUGUGGGAAGGGGCCCGACGGCACCAGCGUGAAGAAGUCUCAUAAAGCAACUGUCCACAUUCAGGUGAACGAUGUGAAUGAGUAUGCACCUGUAUUCAAGGAGAAGUCCUACAAGGCGACAGUCGUCGAGGGGAAGCAGUACGACAGCAUCCUGAGAGUGGAGGCGGUGGACGCAGACUGCUCCCCGCAGUUCAGCCAGAUUUGCAGCUAUGAAGUUGUCACCCCGGAUGUCCCAUUUACUGUUGACAAAGAUGGUUAUAUAAAAAACACAGAGAAGUUGAACUAUGGGAAAGAACAUCAGUACAAGCUGACAGUCACUGCCUAUGAUUGUGGGAAGAAAAGAGCCACAGAAGAUGUUUUGGUAAAGAUCAGCAUCAAGCCCACCUGCACCCCUGGGUGGCAAGGAUGGAACAAUAGGAUUGAAUAUGAACCUGGCACUGGUGCUUUGUCCCUCUUCCCCAACGUCCAUCUGGAGACAUGUGACGAGCCUGUCGCCUCUGUCCAGGCCACGGUGGAGCUCGAGACCAGCCACAUAGGCAAAGGCUGUGACCGCGACACCUAUUCUGAGAAGUCCCUUCACCGGCUCUGUGGUGCUGCUUCCGGCACUGCCGAGCUGCUGCCCUCCCCAAGCAGCUCCCUCAACUGGACCGCCGGCCUCCCCACUGACAACGGCCACGACAGCGACCAGGUCUUUGAGUUCAAUGGCACGCAGGCAGUGAGGAUCCCAGAUGGCGUCGUUUCAGUCAACCCGAAAGAGCCUUUUAUGAUUUCUGUGUGGAUGCGGCAUGGGCCUUUUGGCAGGAAGAAAGAGACCAUUCUUUGCAGUUCAGACAAAACAGAUAUGAACCGGCACCAUUAUUCACUCUAUGUCCAUGGUUGCCGGCUCAUUUUCCUCCUCCGUCAGGAUCCUUCAGAGGAGAAGAAAUACAAGCCUGCAGAAUUCCACUGGAAGUUGAAUCAGGUCUGCGAUGAGGAAUGGCACCACUACGUCCUCAAUGUGGAAUUCCCAAGUGUGACUCUCUACCUGGACGGCGUUUCUCAUGAGCCUUUCUCUGUGAUGGAGGAUUACCCACUUCAUCCAUCCAAGAUAGAGACUCAGCUCGUGGUUGGAGCUUGUUGGCAAGGUGGCGACCUGCACAUGACCCAGUUUUUCCGAGGUAAUCUGGCUGGCCUAACGAUCCGUUCUGGGAAACUUGCGGAUAAGAAGGUGAUCGAUUGUCUAUAUACCUGCAAAGAGGGGCUGGACUUGAAAGUCCCCAAAGACAGCGGCAAAGGCAUGAAGAUCCAAGCAAACCCCAGUCAGUCCAUGUUGACCUUGGAGGGCGAGGAUAUUGGGGAGUUGGAUAAGGCCAUGCAGCAUAUUUCCUACCUGAACUCUCGCCAGUUCCCCACUCCUGGAAUCCGGAGACUCAAAAUCACCAGCACGGUCAAGUGUUUCAGUGAGGCCCCCUGCAUCUCCAUCCCCCCAGUGGAUGGCUAUGUGAUGGUUUUGCAGCCGGAGGAGCCCAAAAUCAGCCUGAGUGGCAUCCACCAUUUUGCUCGGGCGGCGUCCGAAUUUGAAAGCUCAGAGGGGGUGUUUCUCUUCCCUGAGCUUCGAAUCAUCAGUACCAUCACGAGAGAAGUGGAGCCCGAACGGGAUGAUGACGAGGACCCCACAGUUCAAGAGUCCCUGGUGUCUGAGGAGAUUGUGCAUGACCUGGAUACGUGUGAGGUCACCGUGGAGGGAGAGGAACUGAACCAAGAGCAGGAGAGCCUAGACGUGGACAUGACACGCCUGCAGCAGAAGGGCAUUGAGAUGAGCAGCUCCGACCUGGGUGUGGUUUUCACAGGCGUGGACACCAUGGCCAGCUAUGAGGAGGCGCUGCACCUGCUGCGCUACCGCAACUGGCACACCAGGUCCUUGCUUGACCGCAGGUUCAAGCUCGUCUGCUCAGAGCUGAAUGGCCGCUACGUCAGCAACGAAUUCAAAGUGGAGGUGAAUGUAAUCCACACGGCCAACCCCGUGGAGCAUGCCAGCCACUUGGCUGCACAGCCACAGUUUGUGCACCCUGAGCACCGCUCCUUCGUUGACCUGUCGGGGCACAACCUGGCCAGUCCCCAUCCCUUUGCAGUCGUUCCCAGCACUGCCACUGUUGUGAUUGUUGUGUGCGUCAGCUUCUUGGUUUUCAUGAUUAUCCUGGGAGUGUUCCGGAUCCGGGCUGCCCACCAGCGAACCAUGAGGGACCAGGAUGCAGGGAAGGAGAGCGAGAUGGACUGGGACGACUCUGCCUUGACCAUCACUGUAAACCCCAUGGAGACUUACGAGGACCAGCACAGCAGCGAGGAGGAGGAGGAAGAGGAGGAGGAGGAGAGCGAGGAGGGUGAGGAGGACGACGACAUCACUAGUGCCGAGUCGGAGAGCAGUGAGGAGGAGGAAGGGGGGCAUGGGGAGCAGGCGGGCGCCAGCAGGCAGCAGCAGCUAGAAUGGGAUGACUCCACUCUCAGCUAUUGACCUUGGGGCAGCAGCUGCGGCUCCUCCACGGCCCUUCUCUUUUCUGCUCCCGAAGACUCUGCCACUCCCACCCUACUCGUCCCAAGGAUCCACGAUGUACAAAAUCAUUCGGCCAGUAGGUCUGCAGACCCUCCCUGGUGCCUGUUGUCCACCCCUGCUUGGUGUAUAGGACUUAGAUACCCCUCCCUGCCUGGAUCUCAUCUAAAUUACGUGAGGAGCGACCCCCAUGCCCUCCGCCGUCAUCUCGCUCGGCGUAGUGACCCUCUGUGCUUGGACACGCACACAUGGUGUCCACAGGCCCCUCUUGGCCUGUGAGGACGCGGCCGCUGGCACCUCCCGGAGCCGCACGGACAGACAGACUUACUGACCAAGGGUAACGUUGCUCACUCCCACCUGGUAACCAGUUUUCUUUUUUUUUUUUAAAAAGAAGUUUUUAUUUUUUCCAAACUAGUGCAUGUAUAAAAUGGCAAAAUGGGGGUUAAUAUGUAGAUGAUUAACUGACUUUUUAAUAUUCUGUAAAUAAAUUGGAAUUCUGUUGUGUCCGUUGUGCUAAUGUAAUCAAGGACUGGAAUUUAAAGUGAAAUUCAGAUUACUGAGUGCAGUGGAGACCCUCAUGGGCUCACUGCUCCCACCAGCCUACCCACCCUGCCGAGAACAAGGAGAAGCCUGUCCCCCACCCAGGUACCUAGGUCCCGCAGGGGCCCACACCCUACUGGGUACAAUCCAGCCUCAGGUCUCCGAGUGUGGGUGGGGCAGCCUGCUGGGGGCACAGGUUUUGUGUACUGCUUGGCUGGGGAGACUGGCUGGGGGGCCCUUCUGUGGAGGCUAGACAUAGCCAAGUCUUUUGGGGGAUUCUCCCUGUUUCUGAUUUGGCGGGGGGUAGGUGGGAGGGAGUUGCUGGGUUCACUGGCCUGUUACAUACUCCUUGUACAGUCAUCUGGACUUUUCUUGUGCAGCCUUGCUGUUUAUACUUAAUGUAUUUUUCCCUGCUGACAACAUACUGUAUAGAUGACACAAACGGACAACCAUUGGGCAAACUGUUUGGGCACUGGGUCUGGGGACAGCAGCAGGCCUGAGCGAGCCAGACUCAGGAUGGCCGAGGAGCAGAUGGGCUGCAAAGAGCCUCCCCAGACAAUGGCCAUGCACUAGAUUUUCCCCAACAGCUGUUGCCCCUCCAGCCUCCCCAGGGUGACCCUGCCCCGGGCGUCACAGCCACACCCAGUCAGUGGCAAGGAGGGAGAGGAGAGGAGAACAGACAGGACUGAAACCCACACGGCCACUUUUUUUUCUUUUUUAAUUUAAAUGUAAAAUUUUAGGUUUCUAAAACGGUGCAGGGGGGUGGAUAAUUUUGAAUACUGUCCUGUGAUCGUAACUGCUAGUUUCAAGAAAAUGGACGGUUGUCCUGUGCUCCUGUGUAACCAUCCUCCAUAUCCUGCCACCGUAGCUGCUCUGUCUAGACCACUGAUAACCGAACAUGGAGAGGGGACCGUGCUCCUGUCAGUAGCCACCCCGGGUGUCGCUCUUCAGAUGUGUAAAUUGAUGCGCGGUCAGAAAGUGUAUACGCUACAAUAAAGUUCCGGUUCUAACUCCGCUCGGAGCGGCU
Molecule: messenger RNA, 4410 nt
Organism: Trichechus manatus latirostris (Florida manatee)
Lineage: Eukaryota; Metazoa; Chordata; Mammalia; Sirenia; Trichechidae
Gene: CLSTN1
Product: calsyntenin 1
Exons: 17
Coding region: 135-2807 (890 amino acids)
Biological process (GO): positive regulation of synaptic transmission; positive regulation of synapse assembly; homophilic cell-cell adhesion
Cellular component (GO): cell surface; postsynaptic membrane
Molecular function (GO): X11-like protein binding; amyloid-beta binding; kinesin binding
Source: RefSeq, a predicted model, not a curated record